This is a messenger RNA of Caenorhabditis briggsae, 1227 nucleotides long. The record is from RefSeq and is a predicted model, not a curated record. Gene Ontology annotation, biological process: regulation of mRNA splicing, via spliceosome. Gene Ontology annotation, cellular component: nucleus. The transcript has 5 exons. Gene Ontology annotation, molecular function: mRNA binding. NCBI's taxonomy places the organism in Eukaryota, Metazoa, Nematoda, Chromadorea, Rhabditida, Rhabditidae. Bases 1 to 1227 code for a protein of 408 amino acids.
AUGGGUGACCCAUUGACCUCCAAAGGCAGCCAGUUGAAUUCAUUUGACCAGUCUGGACUAUCCAGCAAUCACAAACCGUCCAAAUCAAUCAACAAGAUGAACACCUCAAACAUCGACUCGCUUUCCGACGGCAUUCAACACCUUCGUCUCGCCGAGAAGUUCUCUCCCCUUAUGACGCCACCACCAUCGGAAACCAAGUCUCUCAAAUCGACAUCCAACCACUCGGAGCACGAGAAACACGACAAGAACGCCUACAUUGAGUCGUUGAAGGAGGAGCGUGAGCAGCUCUCUCACUGUUCCGACGGCUUCAAUCACGUCUUCACUCUUAUCGAUAAGGAGAUCAAGAGAAUCGGAGGAGGCGAUCAGCACGAAGCAGCGGUUCCUGGAGCACCUGCUACGCUCUCGGAGAUCAUCAUGGUGCCAGUGGAGCAGUAUCCGACUUACAACUUUGUCGGACGCAUCUUGGGACCACGUGGAACGACUGCCAAGCAGCUCGAGUCUACUACCGGAUGCCGUGUAACGAUUUUGGGUCGUAACAAGAAGGAUAAGGAUGGCAACACGUCGUCUGUCGACGUUUCUUCUCCACCGGACAAUGGUCCACUGAGAGUGGAGGUUUCGGUGCCAGCUGAUGCUCCAGACGCUGUUCGUCGCAUGGAAACUGGAGUUUCUGUCGUCAAGGCGCUUCUGAUUCCACCGGCCGACGGACAAGACGAGCUGAAACGUCAACAACUGAUGGUGCUUGCCAAUCUGAACGGCACGUACCGCCCACGCACCGCCACACCCAGCAUCCCAUCACUGCAAUUCACCGGCGCCGGUGACUAUGGACAUCCGUUCCAAAACUUGCUCCCAUACGGCUAUCGUCUGCCAGUGCAAAAAAGCAGCAGCUACGGUGCUCAUGACUCCUCUGCCAAACAAGACUGCUACAAUCCAAAAUGUGCACUUUUGAGAGGUCUUAUUGAGCAGAAUCAUCAUCAGCAAAGCGGUCCGAUCCCAAAAGUAGAAGACGUGCUCAGUGUGAUGCACAUGUACGAGCUGAUGAAUCGCAUUCGCAUCGCCAACUCCUCGCUCACUGGAAACCAAUCCAAAGCCCAGGAGAUCGGAAAUCGCAUGUGUGCAUCGAUCGGAGUCCGAUCCCCAUCAGCCACCUCUUCUUCUACAACUUCUCCUCUUACUCGUCGCCAAUACAAGCCCCGCCCACAAUCAUCGUCUAACAACCAGAAUCAUUGA